AUGCUCUCACCUGCCUCGAACCUCUCGUCAUGCACAACGCUCAAAAUUGCGAAAAAGAAAGGAAAAACAUGCAGAGCGCUGCAGAAGGCGGAGAGCCCGCACCGCCCCGGCGCGAGCGCGAGCGCGAGGCCGCGCGCCCCGCCCCGCCCCUCCCGCGCCGCGGCCGCUGCCCCCCGCGCCGGCGGCCCCGCAGCGCCCGGCCCAGCGCAGCGCCCGGCCCAGUGCAGCCGGCCGCCCAUGUGCCGCGGCCGGCCGGGAGUGACGUCAGCGCCCGCCCCGCGCGCUCAGGGGCGUUCGGAGGCGGGCCCCGCGGCUCCGCCCACUGAGGCCCCGCCCACAGGCUCCGCCCCCGCCGCGAGUGUAGCGUCGCCGCGCGCGCCGACUUUUCCCGAGCCCUGUGGUGCCGGCGGGCGGCGAACGGCGUCAGGACACCAGUCUAAAGUUUACAAUCCAAAAGUGCCCCAGCAGAAGUCAGGUUAUUCUAAAAGAAGAAAUGACCAGGCUGAUCUCAAAGCAAACUUCAGCCCAGAAGGGACCACGAAGGCUCCAUGGAGUCCGGCCCACGUGGAGCGGCCACGCGCUCACUCCCCAGUCAGCGAGGGGAGGCCGCCGCCUUCUGCGAUUCGCUCCUACUCCGCGGCGGGAGGCUCCGAGCGGCGCUCCUUUCGCCCGCCCGACUUCGGAGCGGAGCGCCCGGCAGGGACGAGAACCGGCGAAUCCUCGCAGGCGCCGGGCGCUCGCGGGCCGCGCCCGCCGCUCACGUUGGCUGCGGAGCGCCUGCUGGCUGCGCCCGGGCGGGAGGCGCCGGGGGAGCGGAGGGGAGCGGGUCACGUGACGCGGGAGUCUGACCUACUUUUCCCGCCGCCCGCGCAGGCGCACAUCCGCUCUGCGCGCCCGGGCAGUCUCACGUGGACUCGCACGUGCCGCGCUCCGGGCCGCGGGUGGGGCGGCGGGCCGGGCCCGGCGCGCGCGAGGAGGGACCGGCCCUGCGGGCCAGCUGAGCGCGAGCUGGGGGUUCCUCAGUCACCACGCCAGUGUCUACCCACGGCUCAGAGAGCUGCUGAGGUGCCCCCGCGGGCUGCCCCCGAACGUCGAAUUUAG
Molecule: messenger RNA, 1101 nt
Organism: Rangifer tarandus platyrhynchus (Svalbard reindeer)
Lineage: Eukaryota; Metazoa; Chordata; Mammalia; Artiodactyla; Cervidae
Source: the annotation of a GenBank genome assembly